Babesia ovata is the source of this 699-nucleotide messenger RNA. Its product is annotated as tRNA pseudouridine(55) synthase. Gene Ontology annotation, molecular function: pseudouridine synthase activity; RNA binding. Bases 1 to 699 code for a protein of 232 amino acids. The record is from RefSeq and is a predicted model, not a curated record. Gene Ontology annotation, cellular component: mitochondrion. The transcript is spliced from 4 exons. NCBI's taxonomy places the organism in Eukaryota, Apicomplexa, Aconoidasida, Piroplasmida, Babesiidae. Gene Ontology annotation, biological process: tRNA modification; mRNA pseudouridine synthesis.
AUGACGACGUCCACACGCCCAAAAAUUAAGGUGGGACACGGGGGAACUCUAGACAUGCACGCCGAAGGAGUGCUUGCAAUAGGAGUGGGCAGUGCAACAAAACUGCUAUCCUUCUACCUCAAAGGUAACAAAACUUACGAAGCGACUGCGGUACUGGGAUAUGAAACUAAUACGCUUGAUGCCCACGGAGAGACGGUCAAGGAAGCGCCUUGGCAGCAUGUUACUGAAGCCGACCUAGACAGCGCCAUCCAAUCGAUGCAGGGGCCAUAUGACCAAGUGCCACCACUAUACAGCUGUAUGUUUUCUAAAGGGUCUAAUCAUGACAAAACAGCAAAGAAGCACGGCGGCAAGAGUCUGCGGAAUUAUGCAAUCAGAAACCUGCCAGUGGAGAUCAAGUCGUCAUUGGUCACUGUGCACAGCAUUGAAAGGAUGCAAGUCCCUGGUAUCGAGCUCCCGAGGUUCUCGUUCAGGGUCACCGGCUCAGGCGGCACCUACGUGCGCAGCCUCAUCCGAGAUAUCGCAUACAAACUGAACACGCUCGGCACCCUGCAAUCACUGGUAGGUGAAAACGUAGAGUUGAUUAAUGAGGUGCAGGUGAGAACCGCCAAGUGUGACCUGAAGGUUGACGAUGCGUUGCCCAUAGACAGCCUGGACUACGACACCAUAGUGCAGAACCUCAGAAUGCAGCAAAUAUCAUAA